UGUAUUCGAAAAGCCUCUUCUGCGAACUGGUUUCCCUUUUAGGAAAGACAGCGUUAUGGCCGGGGUCUACAGAGGAAAAAUCAGUAUGGGGUGUGCGUUGUGCCGCAAACGACGGCUGCGAUGCGACCGACGUCAGCCAUCUUGCUCACAGUGUCUGCGAGUGAAACAAGAGUGUUUCGGAUAUCGAGAUCCGGAUACCCUGAGGGUCUAUGAUCAGAGCGCAGAAGUUGUCUCCAAGGCUCGAGCCCGAUAUAGUGGUGGUCCCACCCAACGGUCGCCUGCGCCCCCCCUCAUCUACUCCCCCAUCUCCGAUGACCAGCGAGCCCUGUCUUAUAUCAUCCCAUACUAUAUUGGCACGGACCAACACCGGGGCUUACUUUUGUUUCUGCCAAGCCUGUUGGAGAAUGACCCCUCUCCUGCGUUAACAGCCUCCGCCAAGGCUAUAGGUCUGUUAGGCAUGACGAGGAUGCCGCACGUGGAACAUCGAGCCAGAAAAGAAUAUAGUAUUGCCUUGUGUGCUACAAAUAGUGCUUUAAGAGAUCCGACAACAGCAACUUCCGAUUCCACUCUGGGCGCCGUGUUAUUGCUGAGCUUGUAUGAGCUGAUCACAUCACGACCCACGGAAAUGGGCAGUGGCUGGAAGGAUCAUGCUCAAGGAGCAGCCAAGCUCCUGGAACUGCGAGGGGAAGAGCAGUUGAACUCGCCUGUUGGGCUAGAGUUAUUCACCAUUGUGCGCUUUCAAAACGUAAUCAGCAGUGUCUUCUUCCGACUUGGGUCACGGAUUCACAAUUCCCCCACGAUUGCAGCACUGUCUCAAGUCGCAACAUCUAAAAGAAAUGAACAUACCCGGCCAAUCGAAACCCUCUACAACAUGCUCAUUGAGCUAAACGAUAUAGCAAUCGAAGUUGACGAGGCACACCUCCAAAGUGACCUCGAGAAGCAACAGGUGCUAAUUGAGAGAUCCCUUCUCCUUGAUGCGCGUCUACAGGCGUGGACGACAUCGCUGAGUCCAGCGUGGUCUUAUCAAGUCAUCGAUGACCCGCGUUCUCAUUUACCCAAAGCCACCUAUCCUCCGAUCUAUGAUAACAGAUAUCAUAUGUACCACGGGGUCUCCCUCGCCACCAUGUGGAAUAACUAUCGCCAGACGCGCAUCGUUCUCAAUGAGAUGAUUAAGAUGAUGGCCCUGCGUCGGUGGAAGUUACAAAAUCUUCCCCAGUAUCAGCACAUCAUAUAUCAAUCUACUGGCAUUAUUGAGCACAUGGCAGAUGAUAUUUGUGACAGUAUCCCCUAUUACUUCAUCUCCGGCGAAGUAGGCUUUGGAAGCAUAUACCGGGCGCUGUGGCCGCUAUUCAUUGCAGGCCGAUGCGCAGCCACAGAAUCUCCGGCGAAAAAAUGGGCUGUGCAAAUCCUCGACCUCAUUGGAAACAUUACGGGGAUUCAGCAGGCGAUCGGCAUGUCGCAGCUCCUCAAGCAGGGGAAACCAGCCAGCGUGAUUCCUGGAGGGGAUCUGGUGACUGAGUCGAUCUUUAACCAGGCAGCCAGGUUGUCUCCUGGUGGUGACUAAAGAAUAAUUAUGGAAUAUAUACGCUCAAGAAGAAUAUUUAAUACUACG
Messenger RNA from Aspergillus sclerotioniger CBS 115572, 1612 nucleotides. RefSeq lists its product as uncharacterized. The record is from RefSeq and is a predicted model, not a curated record. Lineage: Eukaryota; Fungi; Ascomycota; Eurotiomycetes; Eurotiales; Aspergillaceae. Gene Ontology annotation, biological process: regulation of DNA-templated transcription. The transcript is spliced from 4 exons. Gene Ontology annotation, molecular function: DNA-binding transcription factor activity, RNA polymerase II-specific; zinc ion binding. Bases 56 to 1564 code for a protein of 502 amino acids.